CCCAAAGGCCCCCAACCCCAACCUUGCAGGAAAAGAGAGAGAGAGAGACGACCCCCCAAAUCGGAAUCCGCACACCCCCAUCCAUGGCCGCCGCCCUGCUCCGCCGCUCGCCGGCGGUGCGCGCGCUCCUCUCGCCGGCACUCUCGUCCCGCCUCGUCGCGUCCAAGCCCCACUCCUCGUCCCCCGCGCCGCCGCCACCUGCCAAGGCCGCCUCCAGCACGAAGACCUUCUCGAUCUACCGGUGGGACCCGGACUCGCCGUCGACGAAGCCGCACCUCAAGGACUACCAGGUGGACCUGUCCGACUGCGGGCCGAUGGUGCUGGACGCGCUGCUCAAGAUCAAGAACGAGCAGGACCCGUCGCUCACCUUCCGCCGCAGCUGCCGCGAGGGCAUCUGCGGGAGCUGCGCCAUGAACAUCGACGGCGACAACGGCCUCGCCUGCCUCACCAAGAUCUCCGGCGCCUCCUCCGCGUCCACGGUCUCGCCGCUGCCCCACAUGUUCGUCGUCAAGGACCUGGUGGUGGACAUGACCAACUUCUACAGCCAGUACAAGAGCGUCGAGCCAUGGCUCAAGCGCAAGGACCAGCCCCCGCAGCAGGGCAAGGAGAUCCCGCAGACCAAGGCCGACCGGGCCAAGCUCGACGGCAUGUACGAGUGCAUCCUCUGCGCCUGCUGCUCCACCUCCUGCCCGUCCUACUGGUGGAACCCGGAGGAGUACCUCGGCCCGGCCGCGCUGCUCCACGCCAACAGGUGGAUACAGGACAGCCGUGACCAGUUCACCAAGGAGCGCCUGGACGCCAUCAACGACGAGUUCAAGCUGUACCGCUGCCACACCAUCAAGAACUGCACGCACGCCUGCCCCAAAGGCCUGAACCCGGCAAAGCAGAUCGACACGAUCAAGAAGCUCCAGUUGGGUGCCCCAAGUGCCUGAAACCGAGCGUGUCUUCCCUUGAAAACGGUCGUGGAACAGACCUGUGGAAAAAAUUGGGAUGAACUUGCCACUUAUUUCGUUGUUGUUGUUGUUCUUUGGUCUUCGCGCGGUGGUUUCUACCUGCCAAAGACGAAUAAUUCCCGGCUGGGGCCCCUCCAGUCCACUCCACCCAUGCUUUUGUGUCAGGCGGAGCGGACGUAGAGCAUAGGGAGUGAAUAACCGCUACCUUAUUUCAUUUCUAUGAUGUAUCUAUCUAAUUUGGUCCUCCCCUGAUAAUGCACGACCCGUAGUGUUAACAGGCGUAUUUGGACCUUCAGGAAGUAUUUGGACAUGGCAAAUGUAUUUUGGAAUGCUCUUAUCUACCGUGAGAUGCG
Messenger RNA from Zea mays, 1306 nucleotides. RefSeq names its product Succinate dehydrogenase [ubiquinone] iron-sulfur subunit 1, mitochondrial-like. Gene Ontology annotation, biological process: respiratory electron transport chain; tricarboxylic acid cycle; aerobic respiration. The record is from RefSeq and is marked validated. Gene Ontology annotation, molecular function: electron transfer activity; 2 iron, 2 sulfur cluster binding; oxidoreductase activity. Lineage: Eukaryota; Viridiplantae; Streptophyta; Magnoliopsida; Poales; Poaceae. Gene Ontology annotation, cellular component: mitochondrion. Bases 84 to 932 code for a protein of 282 amino acids. The transcript is spliced from 2 exons.